AUUAUCAGCCGCUUUGGCUACUAUUUUUCCUUCAAAAAAACACCCACAAAUAAUGGAUUUUAAUCUAUAAGCUUCUUGAAAAUCUUUGCUCUUUAUAUCUAUCUAUAUAGAACUUUAAAAAAAAAAAAAAAAAAAGAGUGGUAAAAAAGAUGGCAACCCUUAACCCAUUUGACCUAUUGGAUGAUGAUGCUGAAGACCCAAGUUUAUUUAUUGCUGCCCAACAGGCAAAACAGGCAGCUCUUGCUGCCUCUGCACCACCCAAGAAAGGUCCAGUUCAGCCUCCUGCUAAGUUGCCUUCAAAGCCAGCUCCUCCUGCCCAGCCUGUGAGGGAAGCCAGGAGUGAUGGCCAGCGAGGAGGAGGCCGCGGGGGUCCACGUGGUGGAGCCCGCGGAGGAGGGCGUGGUCGUGGACGUGGGUUUAACCAAGAAUUUGCUGAUGAAGAGAAUACGUUUGGCAGCAACAGUGGAUUCUCUGGGCGGUCCAGAGCUCCAGAAGAUGGAGAGUCAGGAAAGGUCUCUGAUAGGAGAGGUGGAUAUGGUGGACCCCGUGGGGGGUUCCGUGGAGGUCGUCGUGGUGGUUUCAAUAACGGGGAUUCUGCAGAAGGAGAAGGAGAACGGCCACGGAGAGUGUUUGAUCGAAGAAGUGGAACUGGCCGUGGGAAUGAGUUUGUUAAACGAGAGGGUUCCGGUCGUGGGAAUUGGGGAACUCCUGAAGAUGAUAUUGCACCGGAGACUGAAGAGCCUGUUGUUGAUGGCGAGAAGAUUGUUGAGGCUGAGAAACAAGCUGGACAGGAAGAUGCUGGAGACACCAAUAAGGAUUCUGCUGUUGCUGAGCCAGAAGAGAAGGAACCUGAGGAGAAGGAGAUGACCCUAGAGGAGUAUGAGAAGGUAAUGGAAGAGAAGAGGAAGGCUUUGUUGGCUCUAAAGCAAGAGGAGAGAAAGGUUAAUUUGGACAAAGAACUUGAAUCCAUGCAGCUUCUCUCAAACAAGAAGAAGAAUGAUGAUGAGAUCUUCAUCAAAUUGGGUUCUGAUAAAGAUAAGAGAAAAGAGGCAGUGGAGAAAACCAAAAAGUCUCAAAGCAUAAACGAGUUUCUGAAGCCUGCUGAAGGAGAAAGUUACUACCGACCUGGUGGUCGUGGUAGGGGACGUGGCCGUGGAAGAGGCAGUUUUGGUGGUGGUGAUGGUAGAAACUACAGUGUUUCCGCCCCAUCCAUUGAAGAUGUUGGCCAAUUCCCCUCCUUGGCUGCCAAGUGAGGGAGUAAUUCUUGCUGUCUGAGCCGUGUUCCCUUUUCCGUCAUUUAUGAUAUUUGGGCUUUUUGAUGAUAGCAGAAUAUUUCCCGUAACCUUUGGGCAUUCCUGUAUUAGAUUUGUUUUGAAAAACUUUAUCAUUGUUCUUUAGAGUGUAAAUUUAGAUGUUUUUGGUGAAGGUGUAAUGCCCUUGGGUUUUUGUUGACCUUUUUUACAUGCAUGAAAACCCUUACCUUCA
Molecule: messenger RNA, 1485 nt
Organism: Lycium barbarum (goji berry)
Lineage: Eukaryota; Viridiplantae; Streptophyta; Magnoliopsida; Solanales; Solanaceae
Product: RGG repeats nuclear RNA binding protein A-like
Exons: 7
Coding region: 150-1253 (367 amino acids)
Cellular component (GO): cytoplasm; nucleus
Molecular function (GO): RNA binding
Source: RefSeq, a predicted model, not a curated record